CUCUUGAUCUGUUCAACUCCAUAGACUGGCCUGCCUGUCCAUCCAUAUCGCACCUCCGCACCAUCAAUUCCAGCCGUCAAUGCAUCAUCACCCAUCUCGCGAGCAAUAAACAGCCCACGAACCCAUCCCCAUGUACGGCGAACUCGGAAACAAGCUGGUCCAACAUGCCAAACGCACCCAAUCCCUAGCCCACCUCCCACCCUACCAAACCGAGCUCGUCCGGGCCGUCGCGCGCGAAGUGCGCGAUCUCGACCGCCACGUCGCCCACCUCCUCAACUCCUUCUCAGCCGAAGGCUUCAACCCCUCCGCCGACCCCGCCACAGCAUGCGCCCUCCUCGUCGACCACCUCAGCAUGCGGCGCAACAAGCGCUGCCUGCUCGCGUACCACCGCGUGCGGACCGCGAAACUGGAAGAGCUGUGCUGGACGGGCGUCGACGUGCUGGAGCAGCAGCUGCCCGCGGAGGAGGGCGGCGACGCGCCGGGCCCGACGAGCAUGAGCUCGGCGCAGGCGGUGGGGCAGCACAGCUCGCUGAGCCCCGAGGAGGAGGAGUAUUUUCGGCAGUAUAGUGAUAUGUUGGCUGCUUAUAAGGGGCAGUGGACGGAUGUGGAUCUGACGGGGAGUUUGGAGCCGCCGAGGGAUCUUUUUAUUGAUGUUCGGGUGUUGAAGGAUGCAGGGGAGAUUCAGACUGAGUAUGGGGCGAUUAAUUUGACGAAGAAUAGUCAGCUGUACGUACGACAGGGCGACGUCGAACGGUUGAUUGCGCAGGGAUUUCUGGAACGGCUGAGUUGAUGGUUUAUGGAUGAGGAUGCAUGGUUCAUUGGUUUAUGUUUUAUGAUACCCAC
Molecule: messenger RNA, 843 nt
Organism: Aspergillus campestris IBT 28561
Lineage: Eukaryota; Fungi; Ascomycota; Eurotiomycetes; Eurotiales; Aspergillaceae
Product: DNA replication protein PSF1
Exons: 3
Coding region: 131-790 (219 amino acids)
Biological process (GO): DNA replication; DNA strand elongation involved in mitotic DNA replication
Cellular component (GO): GINS complex
Source: RefSeq, a predicted model, not a curated record